CAUGGGGCAUUGUCGGAAGUGGCUGCUGCUGCUGCGGCUCCCGGGGUUCCGAGCCUGCAGUCUACACACAGCAGCUGUGCCCACCCCUCCGUCCUGGCUCAUAGAGAGGCUCGGCCUGUUUGAGGAGCUAUGGACUGCCCAGGUGAAGAAGCUAGCAGGCCUGGCGCAGAAGGAAUCCCGGACAAUAAAAAUAUCCCUUCCCGGAGGGCAGAGAGUGGAUGCUGUGGCCUGGAGCACGACCCCUUACCAGCUGGCCUGGCGGAUCAGUCCCACGCUGGCCGACUCCGCAGUGGCCGCCCAAGUGAAUGGAGAACUUUAUGAUCUGGAGCGGCCCUUGGAGACGGAUUCUGACCUCACAUUCCUAACGUUCGAUUCCCCAGAGGGGAAAGCCGUGUUCUGGCACUCUAGCGCCCAUGUCCUAGGAGCAGCUGCAGAACAGUUCCUAGGUGCUGUUCUGUGCCGAGGCCCAAGUACCGAACAUGGCUUUUACCAUGAUUUCUUCCUGGGGAAGGAGCGGACAGUCCAGGGCUCCGAGCUGCCUGGUCUGGAGCGGGUCUGCCAGAAGCUGGCAGCCACUGCUCAGCCCUUUCGCAGGCUGGAGGCUUCUCGGGAUCAGCUUCGUCAGCUCUUCAAGGAUAACCCCUUCAAGCUGCAGCUGAUUGAGGAGAAAGUAGCAGGUCCAACAGCAACAGUGUAUGGGUGCGGCACGUUGGUGGAUCUCUGCCGGGGCCCGCACCUCCGGCACACCGGGCAGAUCUCAGCGCUCAGGCUGUUCGCGAAUUCGUCCUCCAUGUGGAGGUCUUCCGGGAAGCCAGAGAUGCUGCAGCGGGUCUUGGGUAUCUCCUUCCCCACAGCAGAGCUGCUGAGGGCCUGGGAAGCAUGGAGGGAGCAAGCUGAGCUGCGGGACCACCGGCGCAUCGGGAAGGAACAGGAGCUCUUCUUCUUCCACGAACUCAGCCCUGGGAGCUGCUUCUUCCUGCCACGAGGGACAAGGGUGUAUAAUGCACUGGUGACUUUGAUCAGGGCUGAGUACACACGCCGUGGAUUCUCGGAGGUGAAAACGCCCAUGCUGUUUUCUACUAAGCUCUGGGAAAAGUCAGGGCACUGGGAGCAUUAUAAGGAAGACAUGUUUACCUUGCAACCAUCAGAUUCAGAUGGGUCCGCGUGCUCCCAGAGUGAGCACCCUGCCAGGCUUCCCACAGACACCCUUGCCCUCAAGCCCAUGAACUGCCCUGCACACUGCCUAAUGUUCGCCCACCGGCCCAGAUCCUGGAGGGAGUUGCCCCUGCGCCUGGCGGACUUUGGGGCCCUGCACCGGGCUGAGGCCUCUGGUGCUGUGGGGGGACUGACCCGGCUACGGUGCUUCCAGCAGGAUGACGCUCACAUCUUCUGUACGCUGGACCAGCUGGAAGCAGAGAUCCGCGGCUGUCUAGAUUUCCUCCGCUCUGUCUAUUCCAUCCUGGGCUUCUCCUUCCGCCUGGCACUGUCCACUCGACCGUCUGGCUUCCUGGGGGAGCCUCGUCUUUGGGACCAAGCUGAGCAGCUCCUUCAGCAGGCCCUAGAGGAGUUUGGGGAACCCUGGGAGCUCAACCCCGGAGACGGUGCCUUCUAUGGGCCCAAGAUCGAUGUACACCUCCAAGAUGCCCUGCGUCGACCUCAUCAGUGUGGGACAAUCCAGCUUGACUUCCAGCUGCCCCUGAGAUUUGACCUCCAGUAUAAGGGGCAGGCAGGCACCCUGGAGCGUCCGGUCCUCAUUCACCGAGCAGUGCUCGGUUCUGUGGAAAGGUUGCUGGGAGUGCUGGCAGAGAGCUGUGGGGGGAAAUGGCCGCUGUGGCUGUCUCCAUGCCAGGUGGUAGUCAUCCCUGUGGGGCCUGAGCAGGAGGGAUAUGCCAGGGAGGUACAACAGACCCUGCAGGCUGCAGGACUGGCUAGUGACCUGGACGCGGACCCCAGCCUCACCCUGAGCCGGAGAGUCCGGCGGGCCCAGCUGGCCCACUACAAUUUCCAGUUUGUGGUUGGCCGGAAAGAGCAGAGCAGCAGGACAGUGAGCGUCCGGACACGAGAUAACCAGCAGCUUGGUGAGCGAGAUCUGAGGGACGCCACGCGGCGGCUGCUGGAGCUGCAGGACGCCAGGGUCCCCAACGCUGAGGAGCUCUUCUGAGCCUGAGGACAGCAAGGAGACAGAGAUCUAUGAGUGCUGGCAGCCUGGCCGAGCCAGGAGUGCCUGGGUGGAGACCUGUGAGGGCCAGCAGUCUUGCCGUGAGGGUGCACCCACCCUGGGGUCCUUGGAACUGCACAUGGGUGCUCUCAGAAACAGAGACUUGAUUUGGGGACCCCGCAGCAGAGGAAAAGCUAUUAUUUGAAUGUGAAGAGAAUGAGAUUUUAAAAAUAAAUUGGAAAC
Molecule: messenger RNA, 2401 nt
Organism: Ochotona curzoniae (black-lipped pika)
Lineage: Eukaryota; Metazoa; Chordata; Mammalia; Lagomorpha; Ochotonidae
Gene: TARS2
Product: threonyl-tRNA synthetase 2, mitochondrial
Exons: 18
Coding region: 2-2161 (719 amino acids)
Biological process (GO): threonyl-tRNA aminoacylation
Cellular component (GO): cytoplasm; mitochondrion
Molecular function (GO): threonine-tRNA ligase activity; ATP binding
Source: RefSeq, a predicted model, not a curated record